Molecule: messenger RNA, 882 nt
Organism: Anthostomella pinea
Lineage: Eukaryota; Fungi; Ascomycota; Sordariomycetes; Xylariales; Xylariaceae
Source: the annotation of a GenBank genome assembly
AUGAUGGAAUCCAGACGACGGCUGCUGGAGCGACCUAUCUACCUCGCCAUCCCCAUCCUCAUCGGACUGUUCAUCACGCGAUCUCCAUUCCUCAUGUCAGCCGUAGCACCCACCGAGGGCAAGCCGUGGGCUGAUGCCCCGAUGAAGCUCAUCACCACGCCGCAGUACGAGACCAAAAAGACGGACAUAUUCACUACCGGUGCCACCCACAUGGCUUUACUGCACAAUGCGAUCCUCCGCGGCUACAACUCCAUCUCCCAGCAGGCGCCUCACAUCAAGCCCGCCGACAAGGCCGACUUCAUCGGAUAUUCCCUGACAUGGCACAAGUUCGUCAAGACGCACCACGAUGACGAAGAGGCGACAUUAUUCACCAAGGUAGAGGAGGUGCUGGACGACAAGACACUCUGGGAGGAGACGCACAAGGAGCAUGAAUCCUUCCUCGGCGGCCUUUCCCAAUUCGAGAAAUACCUGACCACGCUGAAGUCGCCUUCGGACUUCUCCGGCACCGAGCUCACACGCAUCAUGUCGACAUUCCAAGAACCGUUCGAGUCGCACUUCCACUCCGAGAUCUCGACCAUCGCCGCGCUCGCCGACCACCCGAAGGCGCCGAAGCCAGGUUCCGAGGAGGAGGCCGCCGCGUCGCUGACGUUCAAGACCUGGGGCAAGAGCACGGUGACCAAGGCCGGGACGCUGGAUGUGGUGCCGUUCUUCCUGCUGAACCUCGACGGCACGACCGAGGACGGCCUGUGGGCUAACUGGCCGCCGAUCCCGGCUCCCAUCAAAUGGGGUCUGACGAAUAUUGCUGGUGCGUACUACUCGCGGUGGUGGAAGUUCAGCUCGUGCGCGAAUGGGAAGCCGAAGCAACUGUAUGCGUUGCAAUAA